This is a messenger RNA of Callorhinchus milii (elephant shark), 3765 nucleotides long. Its product is annotated as ribosomal protein S6 kinase alpha-3. The record is from RefSeq and is a predicted model, not a curated record. Bases 46 to 2289 code for a protein of 747 amino acids. Gene Ontology annotation, molecular function: ATP binding; magnesium ion binding; ribosomal protein S6 kinase activity. The transcript has 22 exons. Lineage: Eukaryota; Metazoa; Chordata; Chondrichthyes; Chimaeriformes; Callorhinchidae. Gene Ontology annotation, biological process: protein phosphorylation; intracellular signal transduction.
UGCCCCCCGAGGCUGAUCCGGCACGGGAGCGGGGCGCCUCCGAAGAUGCCGCUCGCUCAGCUGGCCGACCCCUGGCAGAAAAUGGCUGUGGAGAACGAGGGUGAGCAGAAUGGGCAGCAUGCUGUGGAUGAACCAAUGGCAGUGGAUGAACCAACGACAGAGGAUGAACCCACUCUUCAAUCUCAAGGUGAAGUAAAUGAACAAGAAAUUACAAUCACAUGCCAUGUCAAAGAAGGCUUUGAAAAGGCUGAUCCAUCACAGUUUGAGUUGCUUAAAGUUUUGGGACAAGGAUCAUUUGGAAAGGUGUUCCUAGUUAGAAAGAUCCAUGGAAUUGAUGCUGGACAACUGUAUGCAAUGAAAGUACUAAAAAAGGCUACAUUAAAAGUAAGAGAUCGGGUUCGGACUAAAACGGAACGUGAUAUAUUAGUUGAAGUGGAUCAUCCAUUUAUUGUCAAAUUACAUUAUGCUUUCCAGACAGAAGGAAAGCUCUAUCUUUUAUUGGAUUUUCUCAGGGGAGGAGAUUUAUUUACGCGUCUUUCCAAAGAGGUUAUGUUCACUGAAGAGGAUGUCAAGUACUACCUUGCUGAAUUGGCACUUGCUUUAGAUCAUCUACAUAGUCUAGGAAUUAUCUACAGGGACCUCAAACCAGAAAAUAUUUUGCUUGAUGAAGAUGGUCACAUUAAGUUGACAGAUUUUGGAUUGUGCAAAGAGUCCACUGAUCAUGAGAAGAAAGCCUAUUCAUUCUGUGGUACUGUAGAAUACAUGGCACCUGAAGUAGUCAAUCGCCGAGGUCAUUCUCACAGUGCUGAUUGGUGGUCUUUUGGUGUCUUAAUGUUUGAGAUGCUGACAGGCUCUUUGCCCUUUCAAGGGAAAGACCGAAAGGAAACCAUGACAAUGAUAGUUAAAGCAAAAUUGGGAAUGCCACAGUUUUUAAGUCCAGACUCCCAAAGUCUAUUGCGCAUGCUUUUCAAGCGCAACCCUGGAAACAGACUGGGAGCUGGUCCAGAUGGUGUUGAAGAAAUUAAGAGGCAUCCUUUUUUUUCCACAAUAGAUUGGAAUAAAUUGUGCAGAAGAGAAAUACACCCACCAUUCAAACCAGCAAGUGGUAGACCAGAGGAUACCUUUUACUUUGAUCCAGAAUUUACAGCAAAGACACCAAAAGAUUCUCCUGGUAUUCCUCCCAGUGCCAAUGCACACCAGCUUUUUCGUGGGUUCAGUUUUGUGGCUAUUACCUCGGAGGAAGAAACUCAGGCCUUGGAAUCUUCUAUGCAACCAGUUGUACAGCAGCAGCAGUUACACCGAAGCAGCAUUCAGUUUACAGAUAUGUAUGACCAGAAAGAAGAUAUUGGUGUGGGCUCUUACUCGAUUUGCAAACGAUGUGUAAAUAAAUCUACUAAUAUGGAAUAUGCUGUCAAGAUAAUUGAGAAAAUCAAACGAGACCCUUCGGAAGAGAUUGAGAUUCUGCUGCGCUAUGGGCAACAUCCUAACAUUAUUACCCUAAAACAUGUUUAUGAUGAUGGCAAAUGUGUAUACCUAGUGACCGAACUCAUGAAAGGGGGAGAGUUACUGGACAAGAUUCUCAGGCAAAAGUUCUUCUCUGAACGUGAAGCCAGUGCUGUACUGUACACCAUAACAAAAACUGUAGAAUACCUGCAUGCACAAGGGGUAGUGCACAGAGACUUGAAACCAAGUAACAUCUUGUAUGUGGAUGAGUCCGGUAAUCCAGAGUCCAUUCGGAUUUGUGACUUUGGAUUUGCUAAACAACUACGUGCUGAAAAUGGUCUUCUCAUGACUCCCUGUUACACAGCUAAUUUUGUUGCACCUGAGGUAUUAAAGAAGCAAGGAUAUGAUGCUGCAUGUGAUAUCUGGAGUCUAGGUGUUCUCCUUUACACAAUGCUCACAGGAUACACCCCCUUUGCCAAUGGACCUGAUGACACUCCAGAUGAAAUCCUGGCAAGAAUAGGCAGUGGCAAGUUCAGCCUCGCUGGAGGUUACUGGGAUACGGUUUCAGAUAUGGCUAAGGAUCUGGUAUCUAAGAUGCUUCAUGUAGACCCACAUCGAAGGUUGACGACUGCCCAGGUGCUUCAACAUCCCUGGAUUGUUCUUCGGGAUAAAUUGCCUCAGUUUCACCUCAACCGUCAGGAUGCACCUCAUCUAGUAAAGGGUGCCAUGGCAGCGACCUAUUCUGCACUGAGCCAUUCACCGUUGCAGCCAGUUCUUGAUCCAGUUGGUAGUUCAUAUCUGGCCCAGCGAAGGGGUGUCAAGAAACUUACCUCAACUGCUCUGUAAAGUGAGCUCUGCUGAAAGCUGGUUUCCCAGCAACUUUGGAUUUUAAUGCAUACUUUGGAGAGCCAUCCUGAUUUUGACCUUAUAUAAUGCUGCUUGAUUUCUGUUGUCCUGCUUUAAACAAUUUGAUACCGAGAUUUUUUUCAUUUUUUUUAGCUUGAACAGAGAUUGAAGCAGAACCAUAUUUGAGAGUAAAAACGAUUUGAAUAAAAACAUAGCAACUGCAUUAAUAUCAUUUGUUUGUAAAUUAGAAAUAGAAAAAGGCAAUCGACUAUUAAUUCAUUUCCAAUUAAUGGAAAUGUUUAAAUCGUUCUAUAACGUUUCACGGCAAUUAUAGAUUUAUUUUCUAAGCACUUGGGUUUCUAUAUAAUAUAUAUUCUGUAGGUGCUAUCACUGUAAGCCUGUCAUUGAAACAUUUCAGGCUUAGUUACAUUGAGUAUGCAGGAACUUUUAUAUCCAUUUUUUUGAACUUAGAAAGAAAGUCUGUCUGCAUUAGCUAAUUUCACAUGAACACUGUGAAAUUUCAAUUAUAGAACACUGGCCAGUUGCAUGGAAGGGCAAAUAACUACUGCUUUAAUGCAGAUGAGAGAUGCUUCAUUCUUAUCUGAAUCCAAGGGUCAGGGUUAGCAGCCAUUGAAUACAGUACUGUUAUCCCUAAGAAAGAAAUCUCAAAUAUUAUAAGACAUAUUGAUGGUAACAUUUAAUUUCUGUGCAAGAAAAACAUUUAUACUGUGAUAUUAGGGUAGUAUGAUGUGAGAGUGAACAUAUAUUUGCAGUCGCUGUCGUAUUGAACAAAGCAUUGUAUUGCAUUUCUCCACAGUAUUUGGAUUGACAUUAUAAUGCACAGUAAAACAAUUACACCAGUGAAAAUCGGUCUUAGCUUCAGCUUUUCAUCCUUCUCAGUCCUUUUAUAUACUCCUUAUAAUUGAUGGGUGGGAAUGCAAUAGAUUCAAAUGAUGUACAUUUAUUAGUGACCAUCUAGUUACCAUACCUAAAGGGAAGGUGUAAAGAUGAGGGAUGUAAUUAUUUUGAAAUAAUUCAAAGUCUAAAGUGGAUUUUUAAAAUAAAACCAUUGGAUGUAAUAUUUUUCUACACUUCUAUUAAAUCAAACUUUAUACUGGAUUCCACUGUAUGGCAUGAUAUUGAGUUAGAUGUUCUAAGUUUUUUUUGUGUGUAUUCUGUCAUUACCAAAGUGUGAAUUUGGAAGUCUGUUUUUCGUGACAUUGGGUUUGGCACUCGUGCCAUCAAAAUGCCAUAGAAUCGUCAAUGCUGGAAGAGUUUGACUUCAUUGUGCCUCAUUCUGGCAUAUAAUCAGGAUAUUUUCUUUUGGAAUCUUCAUUUUGACCUGGGCUAUUUCAGAUGUAGCUAGGAGUGGAAUCAUGAAUAUAUCAUUAUUUGUGCUCCUUGUGGGCUGGCAAUUUUUGUAAUCUUGAGGGAGAACUGAAAUUUAUACAAAAUAAACUGUCAAAUGUAUUAAAA